This is a messenger RNA of Saccharomycodes ludwigii, 4419 nucleotides long. RefSeq lists its product as uncharacterized. Gene Ontology annotation, molecular function: nucleic acid binding; zinc ion binding. The record is from RefSeq and is a predicted model, not a curated record. Gene Ontology annotation, biological process: DNA integration. The transcript has a single exon. Bases 1 to 4419 code for a protein of 1472 amino acids. NCBI's taxonomy places the organism in Eukaryota, Fungi, Ascomycota, Saccharomycetes, Saccharomycodales, Saccharomycodaceae.
AUGGCAGGUGAAUUUUUUUUGUAUUUUAAAAAAUUUUUUCCAGAGGGAUUUGAUUCAAGCGAUGGUUUGCAAAUUCUGAUUGAUAUUGACUCUGGUAAUCAUGACAAAACAAAUGUAUCAGAGAUAAAGGACAUUACUCGUGAAUGGUCCAACUUGUAUUAUGAUGGUAGUGUUAGCGCGGCAACGUAUAUCAACAAUGUAAGAAAUCUGAUAGCCAAAACUAAGAAGCACCAUUGUGAAAUGAAUGAAUACGAGAUGAAGAGAAGAAUUAUUGCUUCCAUGAAGAAGGGUUAUCACAAGGUUAAGGAUAUUAUUUUGCUUCUAAACCGUGGUAAGUUAGAUGUUGACUUUGAGGAUAUCUAUGAAGUUAUCUCAAACUUCUAUGAUGAAGAGGAAAAGGAAAUUACAAUGGCCUGCAGAUUUGAUAAGGAUCCGUUUGCCAGACAAGUUUAUCGUAAUAAGGAAAAUUAUGAUAACAAAAAUGGUACCUACAAUAAGGGAUCCAAUGAAGGUUCUGUUAAAAAUGUUAAUAGCAAUAAACCUGCCGUUUGCUAUAAUUGUCAACAAGAAGGACAUAUCAGACCCGAUUGUCCUGAGUUGAAAGAAAAGGAAAAAGAAAAAGAAAAUGAAGAAAAAGUUAAAGAAGUUAAGUUAGUUAAUGAGAGAGAAAACACUGCGCCGUCGAGUACGCUUAGGCUUAGAUUGGUUAAGAAAGUUUUAAAAACCGAUCAGUAUGAAAUAAAAGAUGUUAUGUAUGAUACUGGUGCAGAGACCACAAUUGUUCCCAAUGAAUGGUUACAUGAUCCAAAGCAGAAUUUUGAACACUUCUGUGAAGAUUUCAAUGGUAAUAAAAUUAAUGUGCCAUAUGUUGGUGUAUUAAUAUUGAAAUCUAGAGGCAAAGAGUUCAAGUUGGAGGCAUUGGGAACCGUUGAUACCAAGCAAAUGGUGAUUGGUAGGUCAAGUUUAAAAAAUGCUGGAUUGGUUGUUAAUGAAUUAGACAACUGUAUCUAUGAUAUUAAUACCAAAGAUGUGGUAGGUCAAGUUGUAGAGAAAGAUGAUUCGAUUUAUAUCCCAGGAUUGUAUAUUGUUUAUCCUGAGAAAUUGAAUGUAUUGAAUGUAAGCAACAAGAAAUUGAUUGACUUAUAUCACAUCCAUGUGUUGUGUGGUCAUAUUAAUGUGAAAGAUUUACAAAGAAGUAUAAAAAUUGGUUCUAUAGUUGGUGUCAAGUAUGAUGAUAUUAAUUGGACUGGUAUUGACGAUUUCAAGUGCGAUUCCUGUAUGAAGGGCAAAUCUACGUAUAAGAAACAUUAUAUUGGAUCCAGAGCCAGUCAUCAAGAUCACUAUGAUGCUGGAGAAUAUUUCCAUUCUGAUUUGUUUGGUCCAGUACCAGACAUUAAUCCUAGAUAUCCUAACAGUUUUAUUACAUUUAUUGACGAGAAGUCGAAGUUUAGAUUUGUUUAUCCACUUAGGUCCAAAUCAGCUGAAGCUAUUAUGAACGUGUUACAAGAAUUUAUUCCUUAUGUUGAGAAGAAUUUAGGAAAGACUGUCAAGGUAAUUCAUUCUGAUCAAGGGAAUGAAUAUAGAAAUGAAGAUGUAAGAAAUUAUCUUCAAGAAUUUGGUAUUCGUCAAAUAUUUACUACCAAAGGUGAUUCUAAAGCUAAUGGAGUAGCUGAGAGAUUGAACUACACUCUGUUGAAUGAUGCAAGGACAUUGAUGUUGAAUGAUAACAUACCAAGGUCAUUGUGGUUUUUUGCGGUUAGUUAUAGUUGUCAUGUUAGAAAUGGUAUUAUCGCAGCGUCCAAUGCUCAUGGAUUGUCACCUCGACAAUUAUUGGGUGUAGACAAGUUAGAUAUUGCUAAGUUGUUACCAUUUGGUACACAUGUCAUUUUACAUUCAAAGGAAGAUGAUAAGCUAAGUGCUCGUGGUAUUGAUGGUUAUAUUUUAUCACCAUCUACCUCUUCGUAUGGAUACAAGGUCUGGGCUAAGAGCUUAAGAAGAGUCAUUGAUAGUUCAAGCUUUAAAAUUGCAUACGAUUCAUUUACCGAUUACCAAAGCAGAGAAACUGCAAUAGACGGGUUCAUCGAAGAUUUAGCAAACAAUGAUGAAUCAUUAGAGAAUAAUGAAGUUAUUCCAGAGUUGGAAAGUGAAAAUGAUGACCAAAUUGAGGAAGAGUUAAGUAAAAAAGAAUAUGUACCUAUCAUUAAUGAAAGGGAUAAUAAUGAUGAGGUAACUGCAAAUGAAACAAUAAAUCCAAUUCCCACUGUCAAUGAUAGUGUAGAAAAAAUUGAUGAUAGUCAAUGUGACGAAAAUUCUGAACCAGAAAUUAUCAUUGAUGUUGGAAAUAAUACAGAGAAUGAGGAAAAUGUGAAUUCUGAUAAUAAGUUUGGCACUGAUGUUGUAAGUGGUACAGAAGAAGAAUCUAGUACAGAUUCUGAAAGUGAAUUUAGUGUUGAAGAUGUGAAUGAUUCAGAGUAUCAAGAAGAUACAAAUCCUGAUAAUGAAACUAGCGUUGAUGACGCAAAAGAUCCAGAAUAUGAGAAUUCUGAUUCUAACUCAGAAGGUAUAGUCCUAUCUGACAAAUGGUCUGCCACUAAAAGAGAUCGAGAAGAUGAUAGUGACAUAAGUGAUGAUCAAAUGGGGCAUGAUACCGAUGAAGAAUCAGCCAAAGUGAAUAUCAAUACUUGGGAGAUAAAUGAUGAUGGUAAGAUAAGAAAAAUGACUGAGGAAGAGGUCAUUAAGUACAUUAGUGAUCACCCAAAUAAAUUUAAUAAGAGAAAGCGUGUUAUGUUGAGACAAGUUGUUGCUAUCCGUGCUGUUAAAAGUGUUAAAGUGACUCCAGAUGUUAAACAUUCAACUGGAGACACAUUGUACUUGCACGAGAUAUAUGGUCUCACCAAUAAAGAAAUAAAAAAUAAAUACAUUAGUGCGUAUCGAAAAGAAUUGAAAAACCUAGAAGACAGUGGCACCUAUGAUAAGAAUGCUACGAUAACUGUAGAUACUGUUGAUAAAAAACAGAUUGUACCAUUACUAAUUUUGUUCAAUGUGAAACGUAGCGGUGAAUAUAAAUGCCGGAUUGUGGCAAGAGGUGAUGAGCAAGACGAAUCCACAUUUAAUAGGGAUUUGAGUUCGUCCAAUCUAUCACAUGAUGGAUUAAUGUUAAUUUUGAAUAUAGCGUUUGUCAAUAAGUUGAAGAUAUACCAACUAGAUAUCAAAGCAGCAUACUUGAAUGCUAAACUGGAUGAAGAUAUCUAUGUUGUCACACCAAGUAUUUACAGAAAGAAAAAUACUGUUUUGAAGUUAAAGAAAAGUUUAUAUGGCUUGAAACAAAGCGGUCACUUAUGGAACGUUGAGAUAUGUAAAAAAUUAAAUGACAACGGUUUUAAAUUACUAAAGUACUGGUCUUCUAUAUUUAUCAAAAAGGAGAACAGCAAGAUGAUAAUCAUCGGUUUGUUUGUUGAUGACAUGAUCAUAACAACCAACGAUGAUACGAUGUUUAAGGAAGUUUUAGUAUUCUUAAACAAAUUUUAUGAAAUAAAAGUUAUAAACGAUGGUAGUAGCGAAGAAUAUGAUAUUCUGGGUAUUCAAGUAGAUUACAAGAUUGGUACACAUUUGUCAAUGUGUAUGGGGCAUUUGCAGGGCAAGAUCAGCAACUUAGUAGCUGAUAUUGACAGCAGUGUUAAUGAAUUACCAAUAGUAAAAGAUUUGAAGAUUCCUGACAAAAUUAUCGAUAAUAUCACAGACUAUGCAACCAAAAACAAAUUUAUGCAAAGAGCAAUAGGCUUAUUAAACUAUGUUGCUAUGAAGUACAGAUACGAUAUUAUGUUCACGGUAAACUUCCUAUCACGAUACCAGCUAUAUCCAUCAGACGAGAUUUUGAAAACAACUAAGAAGUUAUUAAGUUAUGUGUAUAAUACAAGCAAUUACAAAUUAAUGUGGAAAUACGAAAAUAUUAUCAAUGGUGAAUUGAAAUUAGUAUCAGAUGCUAGUCAUAGCAAUGCUGAAGACUAUAAAAGUCAGUAUGGUUACUUAAUUUACUGGAACAACUUGAUCGUUGGAGCCAAGACUGGAGUGACAACUAUAAGUUGCAUCAGUUCAACCGAAGCUGAAAUAUUUAGUAUGGUCAAAGGUAUUGUGACAAUAAAGAAUUGGUUGACAGGUACCAGAAGGAUAAACAAGAAAGAAAAAAUUAUUGUAAAAUGUGAUAACAAAAGUGCUAUACUACUUUGUUCUAGGUAUAAUGUCUCAAAGUUUCGAGACAAGUUCCAUGGAAUAAGAGCGUAUAGAAUGAGACAAGAAAAAGAAAAAUUAAAAUUCCGAUUUGUGUUUGUUGAAUCAAAAAACAACGAGUCUGAUGUUUUGACCAAGUUCAACCCCGAUAAAAAGAAUAUUGAAAAGUUUAUGGAAUUGUUUGAUCGUUGA